ACACGGCAAAUGAAAGGAAGUUGGGGUAGACAGUCCGGAAGGAGUCCUGGUGAUUUCUCUGUUCCAGAGAGACAGGCAGGCAGAAGAAAUCUCUCUUUCUAGCCUUUUCUGCCAGCAAGAGUUUUGAGCAUCCUUAACCACCAUAUUUGUCAUCCCCACCAAGACAGAGGGGAUGCCGCCAGUCUUUUGGCUCACCGUGACCACCCUGGUCUUCCUGAAGGUGUUCUGCAGCGCCAUGGAUCUGGCCCUGGAAGGCGCAUGGAAGGGAUGGAAAGAAAUCCACGCCAAGGACUAUCUUGAGGAGGAAGAAACUUUCCGUCGGAUGGUUUGGGAGAAGAAUUUGUGGAGAAUUGAACAGCACAAUUUGGAGGCAGCUCAGGGGAAACACAGCUUCCUGCUGGCUAUGAACCACUUGGGUGAUCUGACAGAUGAGGAGUUUAACCAGAUGUUGAAUGGUUUCCACCCCGAUCGGGCCAAACAGCACGAAGAGAGAGUUGCCUCAUUCCCAGAGUCAGCCGCAAGGGAGACGCCCAAGGAAGUGGACUGGCGCACAAAGGGUUACGUCACCCCUGUAAAAGAUCAGGGACACUGUGGGUCCUGCUGGGCCUUCAGUGCCACCGGAGGCCUGGAAGGUCUGCUCUUCAAGAAGACGGGCAAGCUGGUUUCCCUGAGUGAGCAGAACCUCAUGGACUGCUCCUGGAAGCUGGGCAACCGGGGCUGUCGCGGAGGGUACAUCACCCAGGCCUUGGAGUAUGUUCGGGAAAACGGAGGCAUCAACUCGGAGCACGACUACCCUUACCAGGAGAAGGAGGAGUUGAAAUGUCGCUACAACCCCGAGGCCCGGGUGGCCAACUGUACCUCCUUUGUGCAGAUUCAGGCGGGGAACGAGGAGGCCCUGGAGCAGGCCGUGGCCAUGGUGGGACCGGUGUCCUUAGCUGUGGAUGCGCAGAGUUUCCAGUUCCAUUUCUAUAAGUCAGGUAUCUUCACAAGCAGCUGGUGCGGCCACCACGUCAACCACGCCAUGCUGGCUGUGGGCUACAACACCACGCAGGAGGGUGGCACGGCCACAAAUUACUGGAUCCUAAAGAACAGCUGGUCCGAGAAGUGGGGCGAGCAGGGCUACAUGCGCCUGGUGAAAGGUGUCGAUAACCACUGUGGGGUAGCAAAUCAAGCGUGUUACCCAACUGCGUAACACCCUGCUUGCCUUCCCGUGGCAUCGUUUCUCCCCAGAGCUUCUCCAGAGCUUCAACCCUUCCAGCUGAGCCAUUCCUUGCCGGCAUCGUUGCCCCAGAUGGGGUUGAAAGUUUCAAUGAAAUGUGCUUCUUCCUGGUUCCUGAUCCUACCCUUUUCCAUGGUAGGAAGAGUGCUCGGUUGUUGUAAAAAGCUUCCUGCUUCUUACGAUGAGUGGUAUACAGGACACAGAUUUUAAUAAAUGUUCUGUUGAACUUGCCA
Molecule: messenger RNA, 1452 nt
Organism: Candoia aspera
Lineage: Eukaryota; Metazoa; Chordata; Lepidosauria; Squamata; Candoiidae
Product: procathepsin L-like
Exons: 8
Coding region: 173-1192 (339 amino acids)
Biological process (GO): immune response; positive regulation of apoptotic signaling pathway; positive regulation of peptidase activity
Cellular component (GO): lysosome
Molecular function (GO): cysteine-type endopeptidase activity; cysteine-type endopeptidase activator activity involved in apoptotic process
Source: RefSeq, a predicted model, not a curated record